GACAAGCAAACAUUCCGCUGGCUAGCUCUAGUAUUUUAGGCACAGACUCAUGCAACGCAAAUUGUCUUUCAGAGCCUUGUCAGUUAAUCGUUUCGGCCUGUUUUUGUGGUGUACCUUCACUGGGGAAUAAUGCUGAAAAAGAAACCUUUGCACCCAGGCACAGACUUCUAAGCUAUUCUUUGGAACAAGUUGUCGUCUGAAACAAGAUGGCCGCCGGAAAAUUGGUCUGUGUUCAGGACUACGAAGACUAUGCGCGGAAGCAUCUGUCGAAAAGCGCCUGGGACUAUUUUUCCUCAGGUGCCGACGACGAACUGACGCUGAGAGAAAAUCAAGCCGCCUUUCGACGUAUCCGGCUACGACCACGGCUUCUACGUGAUGUGUCGACGAGGGACCUAACCACUACGAUACUGGGGGAGAAGGUAGACAUGCCCAUCGGUAUCAGCCCCACCGGCCUACAUGGACUCGCCUGGCAAGAUGGGUCUCUAUGUAUGAUGAAAGCCGCUGCUUCUAUGAACGUCUGUAUGACGCUACCGACGUUCGCAACGUCGACGCCCAAAGAGUUGGUUGACGUCGCGCCGUCGGCCCUUAAGUGGUUCCAGUUGUACGUCACGCCCGAGAGGGAAUUCAUGAAACGCCUAAUACAGCAUGUAGAGACACUUGGCUACAAGGCACUGGUCAUCACCAUAGAUGUUCCUUUCACGGGUAACAGACGACCCAUGACACGGGACGGUUUCAAAGUGCCUCCACAUCUCAAGGUGUCCAAUUUUCCAGAGGAACUAAGGAGAAAGUACGCCUUUCCGGCCAAUGCAACCGACGAAUCACUGUCGUGGAAAGACAUCAAGUGGUUCCAGUCCGUGACCAGCAUGCCUAUCGUGUUGAAGGGCAUCAUGACGUCAGAGGACGCGGAGCUGGCGGUCCAACAUGGCGUCCAGGCUGUCUGGGUGUCGAACCACGGAGGCAGGCAGCUGGAUAGUGUACCUGCCGCGAUUGAGGUUCUACCAGAAGUAGUCCGAGCGGUCCGGGGCCGUGUGGAGGUGUACAUGGACGGAGGGGUCAGACAGGGCACUGACGUCAUGAAGGCUCUGGCUCUAGGGGCUCGGGCUGUGUUCCUGGGGAGGCCGCCAAUUUGGGGACUGGCGCACAGCGGGGAAGAAGGUGUCCGCCAUGUUCUACAGAUUCUAAAAGACGAGCUAAGUCUUGCCAUGGCUCUGUCAGGUGGGUCCAAUAUCGUACUUAUGCCUUUUGGUCGAACUUUUGAUUCUUCACCAAAGAAAAUGUUUAAAAUUAAUGCAUUCUUCCUUUUUUUCAGGCUGUAAGGAAAUCAAGGACAUCAAUCGAUCUCUUCUACAGCAUCAGAAUGAGCAGGCCAAAUUGUAGGACUCAGAAAAUUCAGAUCCAAACUGCAGGUAUAGCGGUUGGAUGCGGUCAGUCAGAAAGUUGUUAGUGAUGCUAAACAAAAUGGCGGCAAGAUUCAAUUGUGUCUGAAUGAAAAAUGCAAUGAAAUCCAAAUUACAAUCCUGUUUCUAGAUGACAGGUGCUGAACAAUCUAUAAUCUCAUAGAUCCUCAUAUAAACUAAAUCUAUAUUUAAAUAUUAUUGAUACUUGUUCUUUGUGCAAUAAAACUAAUACAAUGUAAUUGUAAAUGUGGAGGUUAUGUAUUUGCAAAGCAGAAUUUAUAAAAACAUUGCAAUUAAAUACUUCAUGACAAUGGCAUUUAUUGUCGAGUUUAAAGUGACACAUUGUUGGCUUUGUGGCUUCUUGGUAAGAAUCGUGCAUCAAAAGUAAAUUAUACAUUUAGUACCUCUAAUCUGAAUGCAUUUGGACUGUCGACAAAAACUUCCUCUUCCAUGCUUCAAAACAUCAUAAAUCGAAAAUCAAAUUAUCGUGAUACAUUUUAAAACAAAAGUUGCAUUUUCUUUGUAGUGAUACCGCUUGCAUUGGACAUUACUUCAAAUGGUUUGAAUGAGACACUUUCUUUAGAGGCAUAUCUUUCAAUGUAGCAAGGGACAAACCUUCUAUCUUCAUCUUAAAACAUUCUCUUUGGUGUUUGGUGUUUUACAGUACUAAGUACUUCUUAAAUGUUACAAAAACUAAAAUAAUUUCCAGGGAUUGUGGAAAUAUGUGGCCUAUCGGCUUGAAUGCUCAUUUUACUUGAAUUUCAAUGGCCUUUUGGCAAAUAUGUAACACAUUUUACAUAAAUGCUAUCUCAGGACGAAGAUGAUAAAACAUCUUAGUUGUACAGUACUGCGUCCGUUUAUGAUAUUCUUUUACAAGUUCCCUUUCAUUCGGACACCGAGCAAAGUAAAGAAUGUGUGAUUUGUUGUAAAAA
Molecule: messenger RNA, 2329 nt
Organism: Branchiostoma floridae (Florida lancelet)
Lineage: Eukaryota; Metazoa; Chordata; Leptocardii; Amphioxiformes; Branchiostomatidae
Product: hydroxyacid oxidase 2-like
Exons: 7
Coding region: 207-1316 (369 amino acids)
Molecular function (GO): FMN binding; oxidoreductase activity
Source: RefSeq, a predicted model, not a curated record